AUGGCAGAGAAAAAGAGAGAGGUCAGACCAAAUUCUCAUGUCAGCUCAAAAGGGAGAGAGAAAUUGAGAUUGGUCAUGGCCAUGCAUGGUAUUGCUAGCUGCAGCAAACAGAAGAUGAAGAGAGGACUGUGGUCUCCUGAAGAAGAUGAGAAGCUUAUCAGAUUUAUCAGCAUCCAUGGUCACAAUAAUUGGAGUUCUGUCCCUACGCUUGCAGGCUUGCAGAGAUGUGGAAAGAGUUGCAGAUUGAGAUGGAUGAAUUAUCUGAGACCAGGCCUUAAGAAGAGCUCCUUUACUUCAGAAGAAGAGCAGGUUAUCAUCGAUGUUCAUAGGAUUCUGGGAAACAGAUGGGCCCAAAUAGCGAAGCACCUUCCCGGAAGAACUGACAAUGAGAUCAAGAAUUUCUGGAACUCUUUCAUCAAGAAGAAGUUCCUAUCUCAUGGCUUGAACCCUCAAACUCAAACUCACACUCUUCUCUCUUCUUCUUCUUCUUCUUCUUCUUCUGCUUCUGCUUUUCAUAAAACAGAAACUUCUGCAGCAUCAUGCGAUAUCUCAGUCUCAUAUGGUAUUCAUUCGAACAAUCCCAAUUCCUUCAGUUUCAUUCCCAUGGAAGCACGCAGUGUACCUUGUUCUUCACUAGUCCCUAAAGCUCAGCCUCUACCAAUUUUUAAUGAGCAAGCUGUUUCCAGUAUUAUUUCUAAUCAUAACUAUGACUGUAAUCAACACUCUCAUCAAUUCUCAGCUUGCCCUUCUGAAUUAUCAAUGGAAAACACACUCAGCAAUGUUUCUUCUUCUUGCAUAAACCCAUCUGAGGUUGCACUUUCCGAUAAUUUUAGAGCUGAGCCAUGGGAAAAAGCAGUGGAAUUAGGACACGUGGUUCAGCAAGAGAAGGGAGCUAUUGAAGUGAAUAAUAUUGAUUGUCUUGAGGGGGCAAACGUUGAUCUUUACAUGAUGGAGAGUAUACUUGCAUCUGAAUUCAUGUCUGAAGAUCCCAGCUUUAUGGAUGAGUUUGCCUGGAACUUUUAA
Molecule: messenger RNA, 1023 nt
Organism: Prosopis cineraria
Lineage: Eukaryota; Viridiplantae; Streptophyta; Magnoliopsida; Fabales; Fabaceae
Product: transcription factor MYB7-like
Exons: 3
Coding region: 1-1023 (340 amino acids)
Source: RefSeq, a predicted model, not a curated record